Molecule: messenger RNA, 237 nt
Organism: Pseudomassariella vexata
Lineage: Eukaryota; Fungi; Ascomycota; Sordariomycetes; Amphisphaeriales; Pseudomassariaceae
Exons: 1
Coding region: 70-231 (53 amino acids)
Source: RefSeq, a predicted model, not a curated record
GGUAAGGGGAAGGGGAGGGGAGUGAGCGAGGAUGAGAAAGAGCAUACUCAUAACCUGAGAACCGUCUGUAUGAUGAAGUGUAUUGGUGUACAAGAGUGCCGCGUCGGUAUUGACCCUCGGGAAGGCACGUGUAAAAAGGCGUUGGGCGCUCAUCCGCAUAGCUGUGGCGUUCUUGGAUAUUACGAUAGAUAUAGAUGGCACGAUGACAUCUCCACUUGUAUUUCGAUAUAAUUACAA